AAAUGAGACAUCCUCCAACGUGUUUAGUUCUCAGAAAUGAUUCCGUUCUUCCGCAAAUCUGUACAUUUACAUAAUUUUGUGACGAGUGAUCUAAAAAGUUCUUGCCUUCUGAAGGAAGAACCGACGUGAGUUUGCCCGCUUCAUGAGAACUCCAGGACAUUUCAGUUUAUUUGAACCCCAUAUUUAUUUCUUUUUUUGAGGAUGAUACUCACAUUUCAACUGCUCAUCUUCUCUCCACUGAUGACUCUUGGAGCUCUUGGGAUUGAAUGGACUGUGGAAUACAGCAAACAUCCCUGUGCUGUAAAAGGAUCUACAGUGUUUAUGAACGGCACGUACACACAUCCAACAUAUGUUAAAGUGACAAACAGGUUUUGGGUAAUAGAUCCAGUUAAGGGUGUAGAAGCGACUGAUCUGCGUAAUGAAUCAGGUUACUCAGGCAGAGUGGAGUAUUUAGGAGAUGAACAGAAUCACUUCUCCCUCAGACUGAGUGAUGUGAACAAAUCAGAUGAACACGAUUACUGCAUCAGAGUUAAAGGAAAUAAAAAUUACCUCUUUUAUCCAGGAAUAAUACUCCGUGUCACAGAGUUGCGAGUGGAGGCUCCUGAAACGGUGGUGGAGGGAAAUGUCACGGUUUUAUUGUGCGACACCACCUGCAGUCCCUCGGACACGCCGGCGUUCAUCUGGUACAAAGACGACAUCAAGAUUAUUGGGAAAAACAUCAGCGGUAACACUCUGAUUCUGAAACCUACUAAAGCAGGUGACGCAGGAAGUUAUAGCUGUGCUGUGAGAGGUUAUGAAGAUCUCCGAUCCCCUGCUCAAAACCUCAGUGUGAAAUAUCGUCCAAGGAACAUCUCAGUGUAUAUCAGUCCCUCUGGUGAGAUUGUGGAGGGAAGUUCAGUGACUCUGACCUGCAGCGCUGAUGCAAACCCACCUGUGGAGAACUACACCUGGUUUAAAGGGCUGAAAUAUGUGGGAAACGAAAAGACCUACACCAUCUCUAAGAUCAGCAUUGAGGACAGUGGAGACUACAAGUGCAAGUGUAUAAAUAAAGUUGGACAUCAGUAUUCAAUAAAUGUAACUCUACCUGUUACUGAGAGGCAGAGAAAAUCACAAACUGCACUGAUUGCAGUCAUAAACCUGUGUCUAGCAGCAUUGGUGCUUUUUAUCCUCAUUGUGCUUCUGAGGAAAAAGAAGAUGUUCUGCUGGUCAGAAGAGCGCCCAUUUCAGCCGAAAACAAUGCUGGUCAAUCUGCAGCCAGUGAUGAUGUUCAGUAUGCGAGUAUUCCACACCCGAGGAGAGCUGAGGGGUCUUCACAGAGCGCUACUGAUCAGGGUCUUUAUGCUAAUGUCCAGCGCAAGCGUGGUCAUCAGGAGGAGGAGUUGCAUUAUGCUACGGUUAACUUCUCCUCUUCAAACAGGACUGAACCUGCAACAGCAGCGGAUAAUUCAGUGAUCUACAGCAGCGUUACAGCAGCGACAUAAAAUCCUUCCACCUUCUGAGUUUUGUGACAUUUUUACGAGCCGAUAAAUACAGGAUGAAGUUUUCACACACUUGAAUCCAGUUGAUUGGCAUUUAAAACAGGGAACAUCUGGACUUCUGGACUCUCCAACUUCUUAUACACUUUUGUACGUCGCUCUGGACGAGGGCUUCUGCUAAAUGCCGCAAAUGUAAACGUAAAUUUAUUCACCUUCAUUACAGAUUCCAUAAAAAACCCGGCUGUAGUUUUUUCACUAUUAAAUGAUUACCAAAUCAUUUUUCACUGCAUCACUGUUCCAGUUAAAACUGCUGUUUGCUCAUUUGCUGGUAUUGUGUGUGUUUCCUGUAUUACAGCAUCACUUACAAAACAACGGCUAAAAGUUCUCUGAUUAUAAUCCCUGUAUAAAGUUCAAACAUUAAGUGAUUACAUUUCCACAUAUUAAUUUAUUAGCUACUGCUAAAUUAUAUACAACUCUCACUAAAUAGUCAAUUUAUUCAAAUAGUUAAAUGGAUGCUUUUAUAAUUUCCCCCAAAGUGCUGUUUUUCUUGUAACUGAAGGUGAAGCAGAAUUUGUUGUUUUAUUAAAACGGUUUUUCCAUCAUGUGCAACAAUAAAAUGUUCCGAAUUAAUUAUUAAAUAAUUAUUCCUGCUUUAUAA
Messenger RNA from Silurus meridionalis, 2133 nucleotides. RefSeq names its product B-cell receptor CD22-like. The transcript is spliced from 7 exons. Bases 202 to 1452 code for a protein of 416 amino acids. Lineage: Eukaryota; Metazoa; Chordata; Actinopteri; Siluriformes; Siluridae. The record is from RefSeq and is a predicted model, not a curated record.